Penicillium longicatenatum is the source of this 363-nucleotide messenger RNA. RefSeq lists its product as uncharacterized. The transcript has a single exon. NCBI's taxonomy places the organism in Eukaryota, Fungi, Ascomycota, Eurotiomycetes, Eurotiales, Aspergillaceae. The record is from RefSeq and is a predicted model, not a curated record. Bases 1 to 363 code for a protein of 120 amino acids.
AUGGGUCUCUUUAAGCGCAAGGACUCGAGGAACUCGGUUCAGAGUGAGAGGGAUGAACAGGAAUCAUUCGUGUCCGUCAACAGCGCUCGUACUUCGAAUACGUCCCUCAAAUCCCCCGGUUACAAAGGCAGCGGCCUCCCGGCCUCCAUCCCCGAGAUGCCCAUCGCGAACCCGCCAGAUCCAGCAUUGGACCCCGCCGCCUAUCUCCGAAGCAUCCACGCGGUUCGUGACCGCGCCAACAUCGUCCUAGCCCGAGCCAAGCGGAAUCAACUCAACCAUUUCGACGUGGAUUUGUCCAAACUCAAGGCUACCGCUUCUUAUGUUGUAUCCAUCAUAAAGGUAAACAUGACACUUGACCUAUAA